AUGAUCCUGUACCGCGUUGCCCUCCCCGACCCAUCUGCGCCCUCUCCAGCCCAGUCUCUCCCACCUUCCCUCUCCUCCGGCUCCUCUCCUCUCAAUCAUGGUACAACGCCCCCAACAGCAACGGAAGACGGCGGUCUCCUCCCACCACCAUCCUUCUCCCAGCUCAACCGCGCCUCGGUCUACUCAACGUCCGGCGACUCGAUCGUCUCAAUGGGCAGCGAUUCCAAGUAUCCUGCCGGCCUUGGCUUCGGCGUUGGCCUGGGCUUAUUAUCUCCUCAUCCGCAAGCAGGUGUCGGGAGCGGAGGAGGGCUGGUGGAUUACGCAUACGACCCGGAUGAGGACGACAGCGACGGAGAGGGCGACGAACCGGACCCGCUACACGACCUCGACUACCCGCCCCCUCCGUAUACUCGUGGACGGACCAAGGCUUCCGCGAGAGCAGGCAAGAGAUCGAGCGACGCCACGUCCUCGUCCACCCCAUCCUCCUCCUCCAACGGCAAGGGCAAGGAGAAAGCGCCCUCGACCUCCUCCCAACACAGCGUGCGCCGCGUCUAUGCAGGCGAAGUGUACGAGCCCUACCCGCCGCACCUCGCCUUCCUCUCUUCCUCCUCCGCACCCUUCUCGUCCCUUUCUCACCUCUCAUGGCGCGGCCUGAUCAACGUCUCCGCGAUCAUGCUGUUGUUACUCGCGUUAUUAUGUCUGUUCAUCGGGUUUCCGGUGAUCAGCAUAGUGAGGGACGAUGGGAGGAGUGUGUUGAUUACGAUGAAUACGAGGAUUAACUCGACGGGGCAGGCGGUCGCGUUCGAUUUUGACCCGGAGACGGGGGUGGUGGCGACGAGGGAGGAGGAGAGGAAGAGGGAGGAGAUCGAGGAUUUAGCAGGGUGGGCGGUGGAGAAGGACCUUUAUGGGAGGGAGGAGAUUGAGGAUGUUGAGCUGUGGGCUGUCGAGAAGGACCCAUUUGGGCGUCGCGAAGAGGUCCGAGAACAGAUUGAAGACCUCGAGUUGUGGGCGGUAGAGAAGGAUCCUUUCGGACGUCGAGAGCAACUUGAAGACGUCGGGCCAUGGGCGGUAGAAAAGGAUCCUUUCGGGCGGCGAGAGGAGGUUGAGGAUGUGGAAGGAUGGGCGGUCGAGAAGGAUGCUUUUGGGCGUCGAGAGGUGCAGGAGUUGCUUGGCUCGCCGUUGUCGCCCUUAUCACCUGCACUUCCUCAACCCAACGUUCAACUCAAGCCUCAACUUCUCGAAGCCAAGCCCGACACGUUCAUCGACCGCGCCACACCUCUCUCCGCACACACCCUGCACCUCAACGACGUCAAAGCCUUCGACACCCUCAACAUCCUCAGCACCCUCAACGUCGUCGACGCCGACUUCCAGCUUAUCGUCUCCAUGGAGUUCCUGUCGGGCCCACGUCCGAGCAGUGUGACGAUGGGACAGGUGUGUCUCGAUGUUGACGUAGCGCAUGGUGGGGGUGUGCUGCUCGAGGUUGGGUACGUUCGUCAACGCCAGGAUGGGUGGAAGGAGGAGGAUAGGAACGAAGGGGUUUUGAGCAGGAUACGUGGCACCGGCAAGAUGGGUAUGGGUGCGAGUGCUGGACGUGAAGAGGUAGAGGGAGAUGUGGGUCGUAACCACCAUGGGCAAAUUGGGCAGGAGAAGCAAGAGCAGGAGACGAGAGGCAGGGCUCUUUACUGGAUCAACUCCCGCGGUGACUCGAAUCUCGUACACUCGACUGAGGGGCUGGUAUCUUCUUCCCCGUCUUCGACGCUGAUUCUAGCAUCAGGAUCGGCCUCGGAGGAGAAGCGGCGCAAGCACAUCAAUUUCAGCCUCCUCCUCGACCUGCACCACCUCUCUCGCGAACCGGUCGAGGAUGAGCAAGGGCCCAAGGUCGAAUACGUUAGGUUCUACGCCCCAGCCAGCCGUGCUGGGGUGGUAUCCUGCGUCGCAGACAAGAUGGAGAGUGUAGUUGCUGAGCUGACGUUGAAUAUCGACACUGAGCGGAUGUCAUAA
This is a messenger RNA of Cyclocybe aegerita, 2001 nucleotides long. NCBI's taxonomy places the organism in Eukaryota, Fungi, Basidiomycota, Agaricomycetes, Agaricales, Hemipholiotaceae. The record is from the annotation of a GenBank genome assembly.